Molecule: messenger RNA, 2434 nt
Organism: Xiphias gladius (swordfish)
Lineage: Eukaryota; Metazoa; Chordata; Actinopteri; Istiophoriformes; Xiphiidae
Product: carbohydrate sulfotransferase 11-like
Exons: 4
Coding region: 455-1471 (338 amino acids)
Biological process (GO): proteoglycan biosynthetic process; carbohydrate biosynthetic process
Cellular component (GO): membrane
Molecular function (GO): sulfotransferase activity
Source: RefSeq, a predicted model, not a curated record
UGUGUAGCCUCGACAAACUGUAGACACCAUUAGUGUGGGUUACAACUGGAAGUAAGGCGAAAGAAAACUCUUUAUUCAUAACUUUUUACUUUUGCUUUAGGAAAUGUCAUGUCAAUGUUAAAUUAUUUAAUGUUUUAUCUAAGGUGACCUUGCUUAUUUUUUUUUUAAUCAUUAUUAAGUUAACGUUAUCUUAAAAACAAAGACCACAUCGGGUGGUUCUGGUUUUAUGCACCACUACGUUAGAAUUAACGGCUAACGUUGACUGUAUCUUUAAGUUACCAGGUUUACCGUUACCGUUAUUCCUGGAUGGGCUGUGUUUUCGUUUCCUGCGACUCAUAAAUAGGCUCAUCAUUCUCCGGAGAGUCCGGCAUCCUCCGCCGGCGUGGUCGCGUAUGAACCGUGUCGAGACAGCGACGAAGGGUCGUGUGCUCUGCCACCAGAGCCGGGCUUCAGGAUGAGGAUGCCCAGAGGAGGACGCCUGCUCCUGGCGACGUGCCUCGGCUCGCUCUUCGUUCUCGUGCUUUACUUUCAGACCAUCACCAAGCCAGAACCUGGUGUGAAGACUGGCAGCAGACCAGGGAAAAGCAGGAGAAGUCCGCUGCAGACCCUCUACAAUGGAGACCAGCUGGAGCUGUUGGCAGCUCAGAGGUCCCUCCAAAGCCGUAGGGAGCUGUUGGAGCAGGCGUGUCUGAGCCACACAAGGAAGCGCCGGGUGCUCUCGUCGGGAGACCUCAAACACCUCAUUGUGGAUGAUAAACACAGCCUUAUUUACUGCUAUGUACCCAAGGUAGCCUGCACAAAUUGGAAGCGUGUCCUUAUGGUCCUCACUAGUGAUGGGCGCUACACUGACCCUCUUGCCAUCCCUGCCAACGAGGCACACGUAGCUGGUAACCUCCGCACACUUUCCGAGUUCUCAGUCCCUGAGAUCAACCAGCGCCUUCGCAGCUACCUCAAGUUCAUCUUCGUGCGGGAGCCCUUUGAGCGUCUGGUGUCCGCCUACCGGAACAAGUUCACACGUCGCUACAACACCGCUUUCCACAAGCGCUACGGAACCAAGAUCAUCCGUCGGCACCGGUUAAACCCGCAGCCGGAAGCGCUGGAGAAAGGGAAUAACGUUUCUUUCCACGAGUUUGUCCAGUACCUCGUGGAUCCGCGGACCCAACGGGAGGAACCUUUGAAUGAGCACUGGGAACGGGUGCACUCCCUCUGCCACCCCUGUCUGAUCCACUAUGAUAUAGUGGGGAAGUACGAGACUCUGGAGCCAGAUGCUCAGGCUGUGCUCAGGUUGGCCGGAGUAGAGGGGACACUUAAAUUUCCAACGUCUGGUAAGAGCACCAGGACUGAUGGGAACAUGGCAGCAAGCUUCUUUAAGCAAAUCAGUCCUUUUUACCAGAAGAAACUGUUCAACCUGUAUCGAAUGGACUUCCUGCUCUUCAACUACUCCACACCAGAGUAUCUCAGGACUCGAUGAGGGGCAGAGAAAAGAGGACUGAUGUCAGUGCCACGGAUGGAUUGGUUGUGAUAGUUUUCCUUUCACAUCCCAUCGAUACUUCCUAGCAAUGAUAAUUUUGCACUUUUCAGUUGCCAUGGACAAUUUUCAUCCCUUUGUAGGGUGGUCCAUCACAGGCACAGACUUGUCACUACUACUCUCCAACAAGAACUGACGGCUGAGGAGAAUGACUUGAUUCUCUGGUUAAAGUGAAUGGAACUUUCUAAGUGGAACCAAAGUUCGUCCUGGGUUGGAAAAGACAGACAGUUUGUGCUGUAAUCUACCAAGAAUAUGUCACAUUUGUUGGAUUGCUGCCAAGCGGGUAAACGUUGUAUUGUUUUGGUGUUUAGCAGAACAGAAUGCAUACGGGAAUGCAAAAUGUGUUGGAAAAUGCAGGUGACGCAUUUAAGUCUUCACAAACAGGUCCUUUCUUUCGGGGCUUUAGGUUCAGUUAGAAUUCAGUAUUUAUUGCCAUUUUGUUGUCUAGAAAUUACAAUUAGUCAAAUUGAGCAGACGUUUUUUUUUUCACCUUUAUUGUUUUGUCUUUUACAUGUGGUUUUCGAGUUGGUGUAACGUGCCUUACCAGCCUUCCUGCAGUGCCCACUACAGUAAGAUUUUUCCCAUGGCUUGUUUUUCUGAGCCAUAAAUUAAAGUCACACUUCAGGGGAGCAGGUUCUCCUCUCACAUGGGUAUACAGGUGAAUAUGCUGACUGUGAAUCUGAACACAGCAGAGUAUUUCAAAGCACCUAAAGUACAAUAACUCUGGAAGGCCUUUAUUUAUGUGUGUCAGCGCACAAAGUAUUUAUUGUGGAAAUGUGUGGAUUUGUAUGAAAGAAUAAGAGUUUUUUUCUUUCAAAGUAAAUAUUUACUUGCAUGGAAAGUAACUUGCUGUCUUGGCUUUGCACAUAAACUUAUGCCAAAUACAAAUCUUCUGAGCAACUGUAA